UUCUAGUCCAGGGGAAUGCUAGCAGUUUCGCUGCUUCACGCAUGGCAUCAUGGCCAGUGGCCAGAUGGUGCCCAGCGAUCGCACGCUUCGCCUUGGACUGGAUCCUGGGUGUGUGGGAGGGCAGAGGGUCUGGCACUGGAGGUUCGCUCCCACCAAUGGCCAGUACGCCGCUGAGUACGCCUAUCACAGCGUGCCGGCGAAUCCAGGUGACUCAGUGGCAGUAGCUGUCGAGCAAGAUGCCAGCCAAGUUCCGCAAGGCAGAGCUGUUGGCGAUUGCCAAGCGCUUUGCUCGAUGCUUUGCAACUGGACGAACCUGUUGCUGGUGUGCGUUCCGCUCGGGUUCAUCAGCCAUCUCAGGGACUGGGGCUGCCUAGCGGUCUUUUCCUUAAACUUCUUGGCCAUCGUGCCGCUGGCUGGGAUACUGGGCGGCGCUACUGAAGCGCUUGCAGUGCACACCGGUCAGAUGAUCGGUGGCCUGCUAAAUGCAACCUUCGGCAAUGCUGUGGAAAUGAUUGUGACCGUGAACGCCAUCAAAGCCGGCCUGGUAACAGUGGUGCAAGGCAGCUUAAUCGGUUCUGUGCUAUCCAACUUGCUGCUGGUGCUAGGCAUGGCGUUCUUUGCCUCUGGAGUGGUUCGAAAGGAAAAUUGCUUCAAUGAGAUGGGCGCAUCAGCGAAUGUGAUUUGCCUAGCGUUGGGCUCUGUGGCACUCGCCUUGCCCACAGUGUUCAACGGCCUGGAAAACACCAGCAAGCAGGAUGUGCUGGCGGUGUCGCGAGCAUCUUCGGGAGUGGUGGCUGCUAUCUACGUAUGCUUCCUCGUUUUCCAGCUUGGCACCCACUCCGACAUGUUCCUCGGUGGUGAAGAUGAGGAAGAAGAGGUCACACUGUCCGCGCUGUGCGCGUUGCUAGUGCUGAUCGGGGCCACUGUUGCAGUUGCAGCCUGCUCGGAACUCCUAGUUGACUCCAUCGAAGGUGUCACAGAGGACUAUGGGCUUCCGGAGGCCUUCAUCGGAGUGAUUCUGCUCCCGAUUGUUGGAAAUGCUGCUGAACAUGCAACGGCGGUCACGGUGGCGAUCAAGGGCAAGAUGGACCUCUCCCUUGGCGUGGCCGUCGGCUCUUCUACACAGAUCGCCCUGCUGGUGGUCCCCUUCUCGGUCUUUGUGGGCUGGGCAUACGACGUGCCCAUGUCCCUGGACUUCCGAAGGUUUGACACCUCCGUGCUGCUGCUGUCCGUACUCAUGGUGAGCCUUGUGCUCCGAGACGGCAGCUCAAACUGGCUCCAGGGGGCUAUCCUGAUGGCAAUCUACCUUUUGGUUGCCAUCCUGUGCUGGUACAUUCCACCGCGCGAAGAAGCGGGGUGAGAGCUUCUUGAGACCUGCUUCUGACGAUGUGUAGAGGAUGUGCGUUAUCAAAUAAGUAGCCACUCUUCACUCACGCAGCCUGCCGCUGGUUCGCCAAAAAGGU
Molecule: messenger RNA, 1463 nt
Organism: Effrenium voratum
Lineage: Eukaryota; Dinophyceae; Suessiales; Symbiodiniaceae
Source: the annotation of a GenBank genome assembly